AUGUUUCGUCGUAAGAAGACUCCUGCCCGAGAGCCUCCUCAAGCCUUCGGCUACGACCGCGGUGCCGUCGUCUCACUCGUGAAGCGCCACUACCGCCUGCUCGUGGACAUGGGCCAUUUGCACCCGGACGCCCUUCAGGCGCCAUCCGAGACGGGAUGGACCGACGAGGAGCUUAAUGUCGGCGCGCUGCGGACCCUGGGCCGCUCCGACAAGGUCAUUGACCUUCUACAACAUCUUCCGUAUCCGAGAGCGGGGCCCCCCGGUACUGACGAGGCGGGCGACGACGCGGUGGUCUACUAUGAGACGAAGGUUCUGUCCUACCUUAGAAACAAGUGGCAGCCCGAAAAAGACCCAGACCCAAACUGGCAUCAACGGCCGUUUGCCAUGCUUGGGUUGGCGCCUUUUGACAGGCCCUUGCCGCCGCAUAUGGUAUCCUUGACACAUGACGAAGCAGCGAUCGGAUGUGUCUAUCCUCAGGGCGACGAUUACUACCUGUAUGGUGACGCCCCUGCCGAGGCCGAAGGAGACGCACCAUGGCUCAGUGCAAAGGCGGUUUCAUUUGAGAACUUCUUCAGCAAGAUGCACAAGGAAAUUUCAACUCUUAAGCUGGUUCCGGCACCUGCGGCGGGAAACUUUGGGGCCGCCAUUCGAGCGGUGAAUGACCCGGAUGCCAAGGCAAUGAAACACUCGUACCGUCAGCAUGGCUGGCCGGAUGCGUUCAGAAAAGAUGAGUUUCUUGGGGCUGCCGUGCCAGCUCGCGCGGCCAUCUUGGACGAAGAGUACGACUGGUCAGACGCGUAG
This is a messenger RNA of Colletotrichum chrysophilum, 801 nucleotides long. RefSeq lists its product as uncharacterized. The coding region runs from base 1 to 801 and encodes 266 amino acids. NCBI's taxonomy places the organism in Eukaryota, Fungi, Ascomycota, Sordariomycetes, Glomerellales, Glomerellaceae. The transcript has 3 exons. The record is from RefSeq and is a predicted model, not a curated record.